Molecule: messenger RNA, 3909 nt
Organism: Tribolium madens (black flour beetle)
Lineage: Eukaryota; Metazoa; Arthropoda; Insecta; Coleoptera; Tenebrionidae
Gene: mas
Product: protein masquerade
Exons: 18
Coding region: 245-3823 (1192 amino acids)
Biological process (GO): proteolysis
Molecular function (GO): serine-type endopeptidase activity
Source: RefSeq, a predicted model, not a curated record
GGGCAAAGCAACGGAUAACUGUGCACUCUGACAGUCAGCAUACGAAUGGCCGAGUAAAACCAAGAAGUGCUGCGCCAAGGAGCCUUGAACCAAUACAGAAGGCAUCCGCAACGGUAAAUUCUGGAAGCGAUUCCGUAUUGCACACAAGUUAGUUGCGCAUAUGAAUGAAACAAUCGUGGCUUUCUGGAGCCAAACGAUGCGCUCGUGUUGACUGUGAGUGUCGGGGCCACUUUGGAGCGCUAAAAUGUUUAGGACCGCCAGAUUUGCUCUUGUGCUUUUGUGUAGUGCACUUGCAGGAGCUCAAGAUGACUCCCUCGCAGGAAGCUUUCUUUCAGGCCUUUUGGACACAAUUACUAGUACUGCCGAUGCAAAAGACUGUCCAGGAGUAUGCGUUCAUGCUUUAGCAACAAUAAUUUGUUACGACGUCUUAGAAGAUGUUGUAUGUCCAUCAUCAUCAAUGAAAUGUUGUGUGGAACCUCCCGCACCUAACUCAACCGAAAAAGCUCCACCACAAACCACAACACCUAAUCAAACAACGACAAUAACCACCACAACAACUGAAAAAACAACUAGUACAACAAUAGCACCAACAACAAAUAAUACCUCAAAUCAGAUAGCCUCCGACGAGAAAAUAAAACGGAAAAAUUCCAACAGCAGUAAAGAAGAACCUGCGUCGGUGAAAGCAUGUCCCGGUGUAUGUGUGGCUGAACGAAUCGCCGAUUACUGCGAGGCGAUUCUACCAACUGAAGAUUUAUGCAAACCGAGCUUGAAGUGUUGUGUUUCAAGUGACGCUUUCGGUGACAAAAUUCCACCAAAUCUAAUAAUCCCUAACAAAACCAAAAGCAACUACACUAGAACUGAAGUACGAACGACACCAAAACCAAGUACCACCACAAUCCGAACUCAAGAAAAACCCCCCUCGUUGAAACAUCCCCCAAAACCCUGUCGUGGAGAAUGUGUCAGUGGACUUUUCGCUUUGUUCUGCGACGAUAUUGAUUCCGAAGCCGAUUGUCCUUCUGAAGGAAGUUGCUGUAUCACUUCACCUAGUGAGGAAACGAUUACUACGACAAGUCCAAGACCGACAACCCCCGAUCCUGGACCCCGGUGUCCCGGUUUCUGUCUUUUGACUAUCAUGGCAGCUUUCUGUGAACGACCAUCAGUUUUAAUCCCUCAUACUUCGAAUUGUAAAAGAGGGUCUGUCUGUUGUGACAACACACGGGCUGCAGUCACACUCGCCAGACCAAAACCACGACCACAUCAACCACCCAUUACUACCACCACCACAACAGUUGAUCCCAGAAGCGAAUGUCCUGGAUCAUGCAUUGUCUCCUAUCUGAGUUUCACCUGUUUCCGAAAUGCGGAAAUGACUGAACUUUUUAAAUGUCGAAAAUCUGGAACGAAAUGCUGUGCCCCAAAAUCGCUAAUUAAGGAAGCUUUAGGCCAGAAAGAGGAGUCUACACAUAAGGAAAGCAUUCAAGUCACUAUCGAUCACACAACAGUGUCUGUACUUAAUGCUUCUCAAGCAUUGGAAUCAACAAAAGUCCUUUCAACAACCCAGAAACCUCCAAUUUACAGUAAAUACGUAUGUGGAGUUAAAGGUACUUCUCGAUCUGGUAGAGUUGUUGGUGGUGAAGACGGUGAGCAGGCUGAAUGGUGUUGGCAAGUUGCUUUAAUUAAUUCUCUCAAUCAGUAUUUAUGCGGAGCAGCUUUAAUUGGAACGCAAUGGGUUUUGACAGCUGCACAUUGUGUGACAAAUAUUGUACGAUCAGGUGACGCAAUAUAUGUGAGAGUUGGUGAUCACGAUUUAACGCGGAAAUAUGGCAGUCCCGGAGCGCAAACUUUAAGAGUUGCCACAACUUAUAUACAUCAUAAUCAUAACAGUCAGACUUUAGACAACGAUAUUGCCCUGUUGAAACUCCACGGACAGGCAGAAUUAAAAGAAGGAGUUUGUUUGGUGUGUUUGCCGGCAAGGGGAGUUAGUCACGCUGCAGGGAAAAGAUGUACGGUUACGGGAUAUGGUUACAUGGGAGAAGCCGGUCCUAUUCCGUUGAGGGUAAGAGAGGCCGAAAUUCCCAUUGUGAGCGAUGCGGAAUGCAUCAGGAAGGUUAACGCCGUUACGGAAAAAAUAUUUAUUUUGCCAGCUAGCAGUUUCUGUGCAGGAGGGGAAGAAGGCAACGAUGCCUGUCAGGGUGAUGGUGGAGGGCCGUUGGUGUGUCAAGACGACGGUUUUUACGAAUUAGCCGGUUUAGUAUCUUGGGGAUUUGGUUGUGGUCGUGUAGAUGUUCCCGGCGUAUAUGUAAAAGUUUCUUCAUUUAUUGGAUGGAUUAAUCAGAUAAUUAGUGUUAAUAAUCUUUAUUGGACCAAACCCAUCCCUUACCCUUUGAUUACUGUAAAAAGGGUCGAUGUCUUCAAGUGGUGUACUAGCCAAUUCCGGAGGAAAGGUACUGUGAAGACGUACUGGCAAGGGCAACCCCUGCUCCAGAGUUGGAUCAGGUUGGGGACCUUCAUCUUCGUCCUCGUCCUCAUACCGAAUCUGCGAAAUAAAAGUAGUAGGCAAAACAGGAAGUCGAAGAUAAAAACGUGGCAUCAAUUUUAUAAAAAUUAUUCGAGCGACUGGUCUUCGUGUGUCUGUAUCAAUAAAAACAUGAACGUUUCAUUGAUCAUUAUUGUGAUAUCGACAAUUAUUUUAAAAGAAACAGUGAGUUUAUCCAUCAGAAAUAAUGAGCAAGUUUUAGUAAACAGACCGUUCAAAAAUGUUAGUACAUCUCCGAGCGAAUUUGAACAUUUCCGUCGGAAAAGAUAUCUCGGCUUGAGUAAACGCUUUAAGAUUAACAAGAGAUAUCAGGAAUGUGUCGCGCCCGACGAUGCAAAAGGCCAUUGCAAGCACUUAGUUUUCUGUCCAAUUUCAGUGUUGAAAAACACGAAAAAUGUCCUCGAUUCUUUGUGCGUCAUCGAGCGAAUGCACGUCGGUGUUUGUUGUCCUGAUGAUAUUGCAUUAAGUGGAUUAGCAGGUUCCCAAAUUAUUUUAGAUCUACCCGGAGGUGGUGACGAUUACGAUGAAAAAGAUAACACUACAGGCUGCGGAAUUCCGAUUGAGGGAAACCCCGGCCGGAAAUCGAUAGGUCAGCAAUGGCCUUGGAUGGCCGCACUUUACCGACCCAAGCAAUUAGCCCAAGGUUUAGAACAACAAUUCUGCGGAGGAGCUCUUAUCACGGAAUAUCACGUAUUGACAGCGGCUCAUUGCACUAUGGGACUCACGCCCGAUGAAAUACGCGUUCGUUUAGGCGAAUAUAAUUUUGCCAACUCGAAUGAGACACGUUCCAUUGAUUACAUGGUGGAAUCAAUCACCGACCACGAAGAAUUCGAUAAAGCAACCUAUGCUAAUGACAUUUCAAUUAUCAAAAUGCGCAAACCGACUAGUUUUAAUUCAUAUAUCUGGCCCAUUUGCCUCCCUCCCAUCGAUAAAGAUUUUGAAAAGGAAGUUGCGAUUGUCGCUGGAUGGGGACAAGUUUAUUAUUCGGGACCCGUCAGUCAGGUACUUUUGCACGUACAAGUGCCUGUGUGGACACUCGAAAAUUGCUCCAAUUCUUUUCUACAAAGGAUCACCGAGAAUAAUUUAUGCGCUGCAGGCUACGAUGGCGGAAAAGAUUCAUGUUUGGGUGACUCCGGAGGACCCCUGAUGUUCCAGCUGGACAAUGGACGCUGGAUUACCAUAGGAAUUGUAUCCUGGGGCAUCGGUUGCGGAAAUAAAGGUAGUCCAGGCAUUUACACCAAAGUCAGCAGUUACAUUCCCUGGAUUAUCAAACACACGAUAGCCAAAUAAUUUUUAUCCAGACAAAUAUUGUAUCCAUGACAAAUUAACCAAAUAAAUUUUAUGCCUUAAAUCUCUCACUAUCAGCGUGAUUGCUU